GAAGGACUGUCUGGGAGUUUGUAUUUCUCAGUUUCCAAAUUACUGUCUUCGCAAACACUACGAAAAUUUUUUGUUCGAUCUUUUUUUUCUUCUAAAUUUUAAGAACAUUUUUUCAAAUUCUCUCUUAAAUUGUUGUUGUUGAAACAAAUUUUUUGGCUCGAAGCAAAGUGCAAAAUUCCCGAAAUGCCGGCUCGCGUGAAACAGUUCUCAUCGAUGUGCACUUCGAUGAAGCCGGUCCUCACUCUGUCCCUGCGCUCGUACAGUGGCUACUCGCCGGUGCACAAUGCGGCGAUUAAUCGGGCGAUGAUGAAUUUCGGCUGCGGCAGCCGGCAGUGGCCCGAGCGAGAAGACUGGUUCGCAGCCAGGCAGUUGAUGCUGCAGAACCGGAACCAGAACCAGAACCAGAACCGCUACUGGAGCCACAGCAGUGGCAGACAAGGACUGGACCAGACCAGGAGCCGGCGACGUCGAUCCCAGGAUCUGAGCGCGCACACCAUUGGCGAUCUGGACACCGAAGUCGGAGCUCACAAGCGGGAGCAGCACAGGCAGGCCUCGGGCGGGAUGGAGUCCACCCCGGAAGAUGAGCGGCGAUAUUACCCGGACCAGGACCGGAAGGCACAGGCCCUGGUGGAGGAGCGCUACGAAAUGCAGGCCCCCCAUGACGAGCAGCGGGUGGGCACCGUUCGCGAGGUCAUCUUUCGCCAGCAGCAGGACGACAAGGAUGACGAGGAUGAGCUGCAGCGCAGACGAAACAGCGAGGAGCUCCGGCGACAAGUGUCCGCCCAGCGACACGAAUACAACACACCGCGGAGCGGCGUCAUCUCCCGCAAGGUCAUUUGUCCCUAUCCAUCGUACACCUCGCACCGCACCCGAUGGGCGGAGUUCCGGCAUGCCAUGAUCUACGGGCGAACGGCCUUCUAAGCUCUGGGCCUCGGGCCUCGGGCCUCAGCCCUCUCUUCGAUGCCAUACUCCUUCGGAAACAUUUCGAGCAGACUUUUACCAAAUAUAUAAUUAAUACGAACGAGUAAUUGGUAAACUUCUAAAUGAAAAUGGAAUACUUUUGGAGGAAUUGGAGAGGAGCAUGGGAAUCAGUUGCCUUGGAGCCAUAAUUCAAGGCACGACACAUUUCCCACGAAAUUUCCCAACAUUUUAGACAAUCCAUCAUAGAUGUUUGAUCAUGUCCGCAAUGUUGGCUAGCCUGUUGUGCAACGGAGCCCUCGCUCUGGGCCGCUGCGUGCCCCAGACUCGAAACAUUGGCACACGGCCAAAGUUCUGUGAGGAGAGCUCCUAUAGCCUGCACCCCGAGUACCGUCGCAACACGCCCUUCAUAUACAUGAGCAGGGAUCGCAGGCGAUCCGAAGCAUCGCCGAGUCGUGAUUACCGUUAUCAAGUGCACUCGGCCCAAUACCGCUGGGCGGAGUUCCGGCGCCACAUGAUCUUCGGUACCUACUAAAUUAGCAAUAGUUCAAUAAAAUACUACAAAUUGGUAUUUCAAUUUUGAAAA
Drosophila miranda is the source of this 1504-nucleotide messenger RNA. RefSeq lists its product as uncharacterized. Lineage: Eukaryota; Metazoa; Arthropoda; Insecta; Diptera; Drosophilidae. The record is from RefSeq and is a predicted model, not a curated record. The transcript has 2 exons. The coding region runs from base 184 to 921 and encodes 245 amino acids.